UAAUUCUGCUAAAAUACACGCUUGGUGUACAUCUUCUUGCAGCCCAAGGACUUGCCAAGCCGCCACCAUUUCAUUUGGUUGAAAGGUCUUUCUUUUCUAUUCUGUGGAAUUGGAGUUUGAUAAAAAUGGCGGCUUCCAACUCAGAAAAUGAUUCAAAAAAUGAAAUUCCAAGCUCAAGUGAAGCGGAGCAGCCUCAGUUCCAGGCUAUUCGAAUGCCAACUAUGGAGGAAAUUCGUGCUCAAGAAGUUUGGAAUAAUUGUGCUGUUCGUAGUGUCGUUAGCGGAGUCAUGGUUGUUGUAAUAUUUGCAGGAGGUGGACUUGGAUUCUUCAUGGGCAUGUUUUUGGGUGCAUUGGAUAAUCCUAUAAUGCAAGAUGAAAUGACUGGUAGGCAACAAUUCGUUUAUAACGUAAAGCAAAUGGGGCGAAGAAGCUUGAGUUCUGCAAAAGCAUUUGCAGUUAUGGGCUUAGUUUUCUCUGCUGUUGAGUGUGUUGUUGAGAAGGCUCGGGCAAAACAUGACACCACAAAUACUGUUGUUGCCGGUUGUGUAACUGGGGGAACUAUGUCUGCAAGAGGGGGUCCGAAAGCGGCAUGCGCUGGUUGUGCCGGCUUUGCAGCAUUCUCAGUUCUAAUAGAGAAGUUUUUUGAUAGACAUACUUAAUGGGAUAGUUAACCUGCUCCAGUUUUACGGACAUCAAUUUAUUUAGUUCUAGACAGAAGUCAUAGCUCAUCUGCUGAAUUUAUCAUUUCUUUUAUGCAAUUUUACCUGAUUCAAAACCAACCCUAAUAACAAGGGAAGGGAUUAUGUCAUCAGAAACUCUAGUUAAAUUCUUGUGUGUUUCGAUUUUUGGUUCACUACAUUUCAAUCAGAAGAUAUACACCCAAAAAUGUAUUUGAUCGGACCUCGGAUAUGUUUUUAUUGCUUGAUGAUUGAUUAAGAGCUUAUCUUAUACUGGAGUUAGGGAUGUAGCCAAGUAGAACCGAGUCAAUACAAUGAGAAAUUUGAAUUUGAUUCAAAACUCGGUUCGAGUUAGACUAAAUUUUAA
This is a messenger RNA of Durio zibethinus, 1044 nucleotides long. The record is from RefSeq and is a predicted model, not a curated record. NCBI's taxonomy places the organism in Eukaryota, Viridiplantae, Streptophyta, Magnoliopsida, Malvales, Malvaceae.